GCAGGAAGUUUGGCACCUGCCUAUCGGUGCCACUGAUACCCAGGCUGGUGCAGGCGACUUUUAGCCAGGACAAUCCCCCCGCUGGGAGCAGCAGGAGGAGGUGGCACAGAGGCCAGGGGUGCAGGACAGCCGUGGAGCUGGCCUGAACCUUGGACCUUGUCUUCCAAUAGAAUCCAUAUCUCAGCCCUCCACAGGAUCCGCUGAUCAUGGCCUCCAAGUCUGAAAAGAGGGUGGCCUCUUCGGUGUUUAUCACCCUGGCACCCCCACGGCGUGACGUAGCUGUGACUGAGGACGUGGGCCAGGCGGCUUGUGAAGUCAGACGUGCCCGGCCCUGGGAGACCCCUGCUCCCAUGAAGACCCCCGGGGCCGCCUUGAGCAGGAAACCCAGUGCUGGGGCACCGCCUGGCAGAAUUAGCGCCUCGAUCCCUGCAGCCCCACCCCAGCUGGCCAAUGGAGGAUGCUCUCCUCCACCACCUUCCCUGAAUGAUGAGGACCUAGACCUCCUCCCACCUCCUCCACCGCCCCCUUCGGCUUACCUGCCUCUCCCUGAAGAGGAGCCUCCUGCCCUGAUGGGGUCAUCACUCAUUUCUGACUUGGAGCAACUACACCUGCCCCUGCCCCCACCUCCACCCCUACCACAGGCGCCACCCAAGGGAUCUUCUGUCCGGCCUCUGCCCAGUCACCUCAGACCCAUGGAAGAGGAGCUACCCCCUCCUCCGGAAGAGCCUGUCACCUUUCCAGAGAAAGAGGCAUCCACAGAUGUCUGCGGCUUCUGUCACAAGCCCGUGUCUCCUCGGGAACUGGCUGUUGAGGCCAUGAAGAGGCAGUACCAUGCUCAGUGCUUCACCUGUCGCGUCUGCCGCCGUCAACUGGCUGGACAGAAAUUCUAUCAGAAGGAUGGGCGCCCCCUGUGCGAGCCCUGCUACCAGGACACUCUGGAGAAGUGUGGCAAGUGUGGCGCGGUGGUGCAAAACCAUGUCAUCCGGGCCCUGGGCAAGACCUUCCACCCAAACUGCUUCACCUGUGUGACCUGUGCCCGGUGCAUCGGCGACGAGAGCUUCGCGCUGGACAACCAGGACCAGGUGUACUGCCUGGAUGACUUCUACAGGAAAUUUGCCCCCAUGUGCAGCAUCUGUGAGAAUCCCAUCAUCCCCCAAGAUGGGAAGGAUGCCUUCAAAAUUGAGUGCAUGGGAAGGAACUUCCAUGAAAACUGUUACCGUUGUGAGGACUGCAGUGUCCUCCUGUCUGUGGAGCCCACCGACCAAGGCUGCUACCCGCUGAAUGACCACCUCUUCUGCAAGCCCUGCCAUAUAAAGAGGAGUGCUGCAGGGUGCUGCUGAGAACCCCUGGCCAGCCCUCCCCUGACUUGGUUUCCCCACCUGACCUCCUUCCUUUCCUUUUGAGUCUCACAGGACACCAACACAUUGCUCAGCACACGGUGAAUGGACACCAGGGCCUGAGACACUAGGGCUUGCCGCCCCCAGGUACACAGCUACACAGCACCCUCCAGACUGUCACGGCAAACCAGAAGGCCUCUCACCAUGAGACUUGAACCCUGGUCCCUCUCUGUUGCUGGCCCUGGCCUGUUUGUGGGGACAGGUCUUGGCCAUGACUCUGACCAUGAUGCUUAGCUUCCCUGCAGAAGGUACUGAGACCAGCUUAGUGCAUUGAGCUGACCUGUUUGAGGUGUGCCUGCCCAGUUACUGUAGAAAGUGUAUUUUCAAAUUGUAGAAAUUUAUGCUGGGGCUGGGUACAGAGGUAGGAGGAUCUCUGUAAGUUUGAGGCCAGCCUCAGAGAAAAAAAUAACAAAAACAAACAAAACAACAACAACAACAAAAAACAGAAUGCAACUCUGGGGCUGGUGAGAUGACUCAGUGGUUAAAAGUACUUGCUGCUCUUGUGAAAGACCAGGGUUCAUUUCCCAGCACCUUCAUGGAGGCUCCUAAGUGCCUGACUUGUAACUCCAAUUCCAGGGGAGCUGAUGCCCUCUACUGGCCUCUUCAGGCUCCUGCAUGCACACAGUGCACAUAUACUCAAGCAGACACACACACACAUUUAAAAAAAAAACAAAAACUUUAGUCAGGUGCAGUGGCCCAUGUCUUUAAUCCCAGCACCUGGGAGGCAAAGCAAGCAGAUCUCUGCGUUUGAAGGCAGCCAGGGCUACACAGUGAAAUGCUGUGGUUUGUUUUAAGUGGCUAAGUCUGGCAGUCCACUCUAUGGAUCCUAAUGCUUGGGAGAACUACCAGGCUUGAGGCCUGCCAGGUCUUUGUAGAGUUCCAGAUCAGCCUCGGCUACAUUGUCUCAAAAAUAAGUAAACAAACAAACCGCAAAUGCAUGGGAACAUGAUUCAGUGGCCACCCAGCCCUGGAACACCUGCUGAAGAGGCGCUGGAAUCUGAGGAGUAGGAUGGCGCCCCCCCAGGCGCCCCCUACUUCCUGGUUCUCCCGUGUGCUCUUGUGAGCCGUCCAUAGGCAUGAACUAAGUGCCUUUGAUUUGCUGGGGACAAGAGGGGUUCUGAAGCUCCUUCCUACAACCUUCACUGGGGCUGAGGCUGCCCAAGUUCUCUCCCCCUCCCCCUCCCUCCCUCCCUCCCCUCCCUCCCUCUCUCCCUCUCUCCAGGAUGAGGCCAGCGAAGGGCAUAUCCCUCUGGUCUCCCAUUUGUACCUCAGCCCCCAUAACCACAGCCUCCAUGAGGCUACACCUAGAGCAGUCUUCCUUUUAAAGAAAUCCACUCUAGGGCUGGCAAGAUGAUUCGGCUGGUGAAGGGGCUUGCCACCACGCCUGAUGACCUGAGUUCUAUCCCUGGGACCCACGUUGAAGGAGAGAACCAUUUCCCUGAAGCUGUCCUCUGGUUUACACAUGCGUGCCACGGAUACACCUUUGCGCACACAGGCACACACAAAUAAUAGAAAUAAGAUGUAAAAUAGAAAAAAACUCACUUUUAUGCUUUGUAACUUCUAAGAUGCACAUAGAACAAAUUAAACACGUUUUCCUUUCUUGCA
Molecule: messenger RNA, 3002 nt
Organism: Mesocricetus auratus (golden hamster)
Lineage: Eukaryota; Metazoa; Chordata; Mammalia; Rodentia; Cricetidae
Gene: Fblim1
Product: filamin binding LIM protein 1
Exons: 9
Coding region: 207-1340 (377 amino acids)
Biological process (GO): cell-cell adhesion
Cellular component (GO): stress fiber; focal adhesion
Molecular function (GO): filamin binding
Source: RefSeq, a predicted model, not a curated record